AUGUGCACAGUGACAGUGUGUGUGUGUGUGUGUGGGAUAUGCGCAGUGACAGUGUGUGUUUUCUAUCUUCAGGUGUGCACAUUCUCGAGUGGAUUGUUGGCUGUCAGUGGAAUGAUGAGACCGGGGAGACAGGAGGGAUUGAACGUUAUGAAUACGACAGGAAAUACUUCCUCACUGAUGCCAUGAAAACCUGGAAUUUAAUUCCACCUGCACAGCUGCUGUUUAUCAGUGCAGUGAAAUGGAAUCCAGCUGUGCUUGAGAAUGACAAGCAGUACCAGAUCCAGAUCUGCAUUGAGUCACUGAAGAAGUAUGUGAGCUACAAGAGCACUCUGGAGAGGACAGUUGCUCCUGAGGUCUCUCUGCUGCAGGACUCCUCCUCUCCUGUUGUUACCUGUCAUUUGACCGGAUUCUACCCCCGUGACAUCAUGGUAACCUGGCAGAGAAACGGAGAGGACCUGGAUGUGGACGUAGAGCUGGGGGAGAUGGUGCGCAACGAGGACGGAACUUUCCAGACCAGAUCUCACCUGAGAGUGAAGCCUGAGGACUGGAAGAGCCAGAAUUACACCUGUACUGUACAGCACAAGAGCCUGAAACAGGACAUCGUUCUGCCUGUCAGAGAGGAGAACAUCAAGAGGAACACAGAUAUCAAGAUCCUGACGGCAGGAAGGGCGUCAUCAUCGGCGUCAUCAUGUGUGCUGGCCGUUUUCAUCCUCGCCCUCGCUGUCAUCGCUAUCGUCAUUUAGAAGAGAAACUCAGGUGAGAGUCACUGACACACAGAUACACUGACACACUGAGACUGAGUAACAGACACAGACCCACUGGCACACCUUAAGCGCAGUAACAUAAUAAAGCUGGCACACUGAAACAUUUCACAGUUUAAUAGUUUCACUGUGACAGUCAGACAUGCUGCAUGUGUGAUUCUAACUCUCUGUGUCUCAAUUUCAGACUAUGGGACGACUAGAACCUGUGCCACUUGUUCAGCGAACCCAACCAACCUACAGCCACUGACACUGCUUGUGUGAACUCCAACCGACCUGCAGCCACUGACACUGAUUCAGGGAACUCCACCCAACCUGCAGCCACUGACACUGAUUCAGGGAACUCCACCCAACCUGCAGCCACUGACACUGAUUCAGUGAACCCCAACCAACCUGCAGUCUCUACCUCACUGGCCUUUCCUGCAGCUGUUGGAGUUCUGGCUCCACAAGGAGUCCUAGCUACAAAGAAGUGAAUCAAAGUGCCUUAUAAACACAAAACUGGAUCUCAGAAAAGAAAAAAUUGAUGGCUU
Anguilla anguilla (European eel) is the source of this 1288-nucleotide messenger RNA. RefSeq names its product H-2 class I histocompatibility antigen, Q7 alpha chain-like. Gene Ontology annotation, biological process: immune response. The transcript is spliced from 4 exons. The record is from RefSeq and is a predicted model, not a curated record. The coding region runs from base 39 to 743 and encodes 234 amino acids. NCBI's taxonomy places the organism in Eukaryota, Metazoa, Chordata, Actinopteri, Anguilliformes, Anguillidae. Gene Ontology annotation, cellular component: external side of plasma membrane.